GUUUUCCUCAACAGAAUUUUGAGUAAAUACUCAAAUAUUUAAGUAUAACUCUAUAGCAACCUUAAAAGCUUACUCAAGGAAAUUAAAAUGGCGGACAGGCGUAGAAGACGACGAAAAUAUAGAAGAUUUUUGCUGAGGAGAGAAAGACCCGAACGUAGGGUAGUAAAAGAUCGUCUAAAUCCUAUGGAAGUGUACACAGACGACGAACUUUACGAACGAUUUCGAUUUCGGCGGCCUACAAUCGUCUAUUUGAUGACUCUGAUUGAACACAAACUAAUAAACACCACAAAAAAUCAAGCCUUACCUCCACUGUUGCAGCUGUUGGUCUGUUUGCGUUUUCUGGCUACGGGUGCUUUUCAUAAAUUGAUCGGGGACAGUGUAAAUGUUUCUGAGUGCACAGUCGGUAGAUGUUGCCGUUCUGUGACCCAGGCCAUCAACGACAUUCGGCAAGACUUUAUCAUGUUUCCGAGGGACCAAAAAGCCAGACAAACAAAACAGGAAUUUUUGAAGAUCGCAGGGUUCCCAAAUGUCUUGGGGUGUGUAGAUUGGACGUUUGUGAAGAUACAAGGCCCUUCAGAAAACGAACCAGACUUUGUGAAUCGGAAGGGAUUUCAUUCUUUGAAUGUGCAGAUGGUGUGUGAUGCAAAAUUUCGUAUUACCAGCGUUUGUGCCAAUUGGCCGGGCAGUGUGCAUGACAGUAGGAUCUGGAGAGAAUCAGCACUAUGCAGACAAUUUGAAAGGGUAUUUAUAGGUUUGAUGCCGUAUAAUUUUAUCUGCGUACAGGCGGCGAGUAUGUUGUCUGAGAUCAAAAGCAUGGAGGACGUCUUUACAACAGGAACUUUUAUUAAGUUGGCAGGGAUUGCUGUAGUAGCUCUUGUGCCAAGGUUCCUUAUGAAGUAG
This is a messenger RNA of Saccostrea echinata, 900 nucleotides long. RefSeq names its product putative nuclease HARBI1. The record is from RefSeq and is a predicted model, not a curated record. The transcript is spliced from 5 exons. Bases 88 to 900 code for a protein of 270 amino acids. NCBI's taxonomy places the organism in Eukaryota, Metazoa, Mollusca, Bivalvia, Ostreida, Ostreidae.